GGCAGAGUGCGCCUGCGCGGAGCCGGUAGUCCGGCAGGGCCGCAGCCGCUCGGUGGCCGGCGGUUGCCGUGGGGACCGCGGGCCCCUCCCUCCUGCGUCCCCGCCCCACGCCGUUCCCCAUCGAGACGCCGCGGAAGACCCCGGCCCUCCCCUCCCGCCGCCGCGGCUGGAGCUGCAGCUGUGACCCGCGAGAGGCGGUGCCGCUCCCAAGAUGUCGCAGACGGCCAUGUCCGAGACCUACGAUUUUUUGUUCAAGUUCUUGGUUAUUGGAAAUGCAGGAACCGGCAAGUCGUGCCUACUUCACCAGUUCAUUGAAAAGAAAUUCAAAGAUGACUCAAAUCAUACCAUAGGAGUGGAGUUCGGUUCAAAGAUUAUAAAUGUUGGUGGCAAAUACGUGAAGUUACAGAUAUGGGACACAGCAGGCCAAGAACGAUUCAGGUCUGUGACCCGGAGUUACUACAGAGGCGCCGCAGGGGCUCUCCUGGUCUACGACAUCACCAGCCGCGAAACCUACAAUGCGCUUACUAAUUGGUUAACAGAUGCCAGAAUGCUAGCAAGCCAGAACAUCGUCAUCAUCCUCUGUGGGAACAAGAAGGACCUGGACGCGGAUCGCGAGGUCACUUUCUUAGAAGCCUCCAGAUUCGCUCAAGAAAAUGAACUGAUGUUUUUGGAAACAAGUGCACUAACGGGGGAGAAUGUAGAAGAGGCCUUUGUACAGUGUGCAAGAAAAAUACUUAACAAAAUCGAAUCAGGUGAGCUGGACCCCGAGAGAAUGGGCUCCGGCAUUCAGUACGGAGAUGCCGCCCUGAGGCAGCUGCGGUCGCCGCGCCGCUCCCAGGCCCCGAGCGCGCAGGAGUGCGGCUGCUAGAGCGGCCGGGAGUGCGGAGGUGUUCCUGCAGUGGUAUCUGGGACCCAGUUGUUGGAGCUUGAAGAGGAAGUUUUCUACCACCACCUUUUUCUACUUUAUACAGAAGUAGAUCUGUGUCCGGGGGAGGGGCGGGGGGAGGUUUGGGUGUUACGUAAGCUAGUGAAUGUGGCUCAGCAAACCACGUGGUGGAACCCCUCCAGUGGACCGCACCGUGAGAUGUGCACACGUGUGUGAACGUGUUCUGUUCCGGUUUCCUUCCGCCUCUGGUCCAAGCCCUGGCCGUGCACGGUACAUACUCUAGCCUUGCGUCUCCGCAGCAUGGUGUCUGGCGUGUGACCUAGUGGGAGUCACCCUGCACGCAGUCCAGCGUUUUACUGUUCUUAAUCAUGUGGCCUGAGGUCUGCUGGCCGGGAGGCGUGCGGUCCUCAGGCUGGUCGUGUCGUUCACACUCCGACGUCGCCGGCCAGCGCGGUGCUCGCUCGGUUCCACGUGUCGCAGUCCACGAGGUGUGAUCGUGACCCCACCGAAACACUACGCAGUCGUUACUCACGCAGCAAAAGGAAAUCAGAAGUGCAGUUCCUCUGUGAACUUGACCCUGUCCGGCACUCUGCUGACGUCCAAGCACCCCCAUCAAGAUUGCAUCAGGGUGCGCAGCUGACAGCUGCUGCCUCCGGCGCUGCGACCAGCCCCACGGACUCGGCACCGGCCCCCACACUCACCAGGCAGCUGGCCCGCCCGUCCCUGUGGGCACACGCGCUGGCGGACCGUCACCUGGGCUGCACUCCCGGUCCAGGCUGCUGGCCCCUCUGGUCUUCCCGCAAGAAGACACUCGGUCCGCGCCUGUGCUGCUUGGGGGUCCGGUGUUCGAGCGUCACUGCCUCUUUUGUAAGCCUUUUGUUGUUCCGUGUUCCUUUGAAGGAAACCCACUAAAUCAAGUUAAUAUUAAAGGGACGCCACUAAGAAAUUCCUGUAUAGCUUUCGCCGAAUACGUAAAUGCCUUAGUACAGUUAUUAAGUCAGCACGUUUUUAAUUCAUGUGAGGUUUGUUGAAGUAUAAUAUGUAUUGUAUUGCAAAGACUGUUCUAAUAUCUUAAAAUGUCAAUGCAAAAAAUAUAUAAUACAACUUUUCUUUAAAGUCGAAAUACAGCGUUAUUUAAGGCUGAAAAGUUAGAAAGUCGUCUUCGCCUCGGACGCGUUCUUCCACUUGACUCUCUAGCUCCAGGCUGGCUGGUAAGUUUCAUUUUCCCAUCAGCAGAGCCCAGCGGCACUGCCCACGCCGGAAGUAACGUGGACAAAACACCAGUAUGUAUCUGUUCUAGGUAUUUUAAUUCUGCUUUUAAAAAGCCUUGAGUAUUUUACUUUGAAAAGUCAGAACAGGAAGCAAACUCUCGGACGGAACUGCUCCUCGGGCCUCGCUGGACGCACGUGUCCUUCAGUGUCGCGUUCCUGACGGCUCUGCAAGCUGCUCCUCUCGGAACGGCUGCCUGCACGGGCCAAGAGCAUGUCCACUCCUCCGCAUCGGUUUACUCCCAAGCAGGAAUUUUUUAAGUAACAUGAAUGUUAAGUUGAUUUACAAACGAGCCUGUUAAUUAAACCAUAGGUACUGCACAGAAAUUCCACAUCCUCUGACCAAUAAAAGCUGCUGGAGAACCAA
Messenger RNA from Phyllostomus discolor (pale spear-nosed bat), 2521 nucleotides. It is a transcript of the gene RAB4A, whose product is annotated as RAB4A, member RAS oncogene family. Gene Ontology annotation, cellular component: postsynaptic recycling endosome. The transcript is spliced from 8 exons. Gene Ontology annotation, biological process: regulation of endocytosis; Rab protein signal transduction. Lineage: Eukaryota; Metazoa; Chordata; Mammalia; Chiroptera; Phyllostomidae. The record is from RefSeq and is a predicted model, not a curated record. The coding region runs from base 212 to 868 and encodes 218 amino acids. Gene Ontology annotation, molecular function: GTP binding; GTPase activity.